This is a messenger RNA of Symbiodinium sp. CCMP2456, 563 nucleotides long. The record is from the annotation of a GenBank genome assembly. Lineage: Eukaryota; Dinophyceae; Suessiales; Symbiodiniaceae.
GCCGCGACACAGAGACGGACCGUGACGAGCGGCGCGGCCAUGCAGCAGAGGAGGAGGAUGACAGCUCCGGAAACGACUCCGUGGAUGAAGACUUUCAGGCGAUGCGCAAGGCGCUGAAGGUUUCCAGCCAGAAGAUGGCGGAGGAGGCCCCUGCGGAGUCCCGCAAGCCUUUGGCUGCACAGAUUUUCAAGCCCGCAGCUGCAUUGGUCGGGCCCAGUUCAACUGGCACCACAGCUGCUGGGAAAGCGCCAGCGACCCACCCAACAGGUGGCUUCGUCCGCCUCGAGCUCGUAGAGAGCAGCGAGGACGACGCGGAUGCCGACGACGAGGGCGAGGAAGAGUCCGAUGCCAGCUCCGAAGACGAACAGGACUCGCACCUUCGUCUCCUAAAUCGACUGCAGAGCUCGGCUCCGGAAGGGAACUGCUCGUGGGAUGUCUGGCUCGAGGUGCUUCGAGGAUGGCCGCAGCUGAAGGUGAAGUUGAACUCCCCUGACUUUGCACGCAAGGGCAACGACUUGCGGGUGAAGUUUGAUGUGGACCUUCUCAAGUCCAUCAUCGAAGAG